Arabidopsis thaliana (thale cress) is the source of this 1539-nucleotide messenger RNA. RefSeq names its product Serine protease inhibitor (SERPIN) family protein. The coding region runs from base 108 to 1277 and encodes 389 amino acids. The transcript is spliced from 2 exons. Gene Ontology annotation, cellular component: extracellular region. NCBI's taxonomy places the organism in Eukaryota, Viridiplantae, Streptophyta, Magnoliopsida, Brassicales, Brassicaceae. Gene Ontology annotation, biological process: DNA repair. Gene Ontology annotation, molecular function: serine-type endopeptidase inhibitor activity. The record is from RefSeq and is marked reviewed.
CAAAAAAUAGCUACUAGUAUACUUGAAACAAGCUAUUUCAUCAAUCAUCACAUCUGCAUAUUCAGAACCAUUCUUAUAUCUUCCCGUACACCUCUUCUUGGAAAAAAAUGGAGUUAGGAAAAUCAAUUGAGAACCAAAACAACGUCGUGGCAAGACUAGCAAAGAAAGUCAUUGAAACAGAUGUCGCCAAUGGCUCCAAUGUUGUCUUUUCACCGAUGUCAAUCAACGUUUUGCUCAGCCUCAUCGCCGCUGGUUCUAAUCCCGUCACCAAAGAAGAAAUCCUCUCAUUCCUCAUGUCACCGUCUACGGAUCACCUUAACGCGGUCUUGGCCAAGAUCGCGGACGGCGGCACCGAGAGAAGUGAUUUGUGCUUAUCUACGGCUCACGGUGUCUGGAUCGACAAGUCUUCUUAUUUGAAGCCUUCCUUUAAAGAGCUUUUGGAGAAUUCCUACAAGGCUUCUUGUAGUCAAGUUGACUUCGCAACCAAGCCUGUUGAAGUGAUUGAUGAGGUAAAUAUAUGGGCUGACGUCCACACAAAUGGACUCAUCAAGCAGAUUCUUUCACGCGAUUGUACCGAUACUAUCAAGGAGAUCCGUAAUAGCACACUUAUUCUAGCAAAUGCAGUGUACUUCAAAGCAGCAUGGAGUAGAAAAUUUGAUGCAAAACUAACAAAAGAUAACGAUUUUCAUCUUCUUGACGGUAACACGGUAAAAGUCCCCUUCAUGAUGAGUUAUAAGGACCAAUAUCUAAGAGGCUAUGAUGGUUUCCAAGUUUUGCGCCUACCUUAUGUAGAGGAUAAACGUCAUUUCUCCAUGUACAUUUAUCUUCCUAAUGACAAAGACGGACUAGCUGCUCUGCUUGAGAAAAUAAGCACUGAACCAGGAUUUCUUGAUAGCCAUAUUCCACUUCACCGUACACCAGUCGAUGCUUUGAGAAUUCCGAAGUUGAACUUCUCUUUUGAGUUUAAAGCUUCAGAAGUUUUGAAAGACAUGGGGCUUACUUCUCCAUUUACUUCCAAAGGUAAUUUAACUGAGAUGGUUGAUUCGCCUUCGAACGGUGAUAAACUGCACGUCUCAAGCAUUAUUCAUAAAGCUUGCAUUGAGGUGGAUGAAGAGGGAACCGAAGCUGCAGCGGUCUCUGUUGCCAUCAUGAUGCCCCAAUGUUUGAUGCGGAACCCGGAUUUUGUAGCUGACCAUCCAUUUCUGUUCACUGUGAGAGAAGACAAUAGUGGAGUAAUUUUGUUCAUUGGUCAAGUUCUUGAUCCUUCUAAACAUUGAUUGAACUAUGUCGUGUGAUGAGCGUUGUUCGGUUUGCAAUAAUGUAGGAAACCCCGUGGUCUUAGUGUGCUUUUCCAUUGUGUCUCCUACUUAGCUGGAGAAAACAUUAUGAAAUAUGUUUGUUGUAUUUUGUCUAUAUUUAUGGUUUGGUGAAACUAAGUUUGCUUCUUCUUCUUUUUAUUGCUUUGUGUAAGUUCUAAUAGUGUACGUUCUUGUCUAGAAACCAUUGUCCUCAUUUUCUAUCAAAUGAACUACAAUCCGG